AUGGAUCGAGUGUUCAAUCAUUUGCAGUAUGUCCGGUGUCCAACAUGUUCCCGAGUUUUCUGUUGCACCAAACACCGGGUGGAGCACCAGCGGCGCGUGCAUGUCGCGGUUCCGGGGGGGCAGGUGAUUAGGCGCCGUUUCCGGUCUUCGCAGGUUCUCCCCCAGUCGGGAAAACAGCAGAUGGUCCAUGCCGGUGGCCACUCCACUAACGGUCGGAAGAGAUUACACGGCAUGGCCAGCACCUCGACCACGGCACAGUCCAUCGGAAGUGGCCUGAGGUUGAUGGAGCAGCGUCAUCACCGCCGGGUGGAGGAGCUGCGCCGGACCGAAGAGCAGCGUUGUACCGAGGAACUGCGCAGGACCGAAGAACGGCGAUGGACUGUGGAACAACGUGCGGCGAUGAUAGAGAUGUGCGCCAGGACCAUACUCAAGGCUCGUCGGUCCAGUCUGACGACCAUCAGACACCUGCGCCCGGUGGCCGAAAGCAGUCCCGUGGUUCCAUUGCCGCAGCCGUGCACUCCGCACACCACGUGCACGGACGCAGCGGAGUCUGCGACCACGCCUGUCGAGUGGUCGGUAGUCGUUUCGUCGGUGGGCAGCCCGCCGAGUUUUUACCAGACGCCGAUGCAGACACCGACGCAAAUGUUCCAGGACACGCCGUUGGUACAAAAGCUCCCGGACAAUCAGUUGCAAAAGCUCCCGGACACUCAGUUGCAAAAGCUCUCAGACACGCCGUUGAAAACGCUCUCAGACACGCAGUUGCAAAAGCUCUCAGACACGCCUUUGCAAGGGCUCUCGAACAUGCCGUUGCAAACGCUCUCGGACACGCCGUUGCAAACGCUCUCGGACACGCCCGUCAAGGGCAAACCACGGUGCAAUGGCGAAAGUGUUAAGCGAGUGUCGUCAGACGAUGGUCCAACACAAAAAGGAUUUUUCUGGUCGAACAUGGCUCGUCGCUUCCGUUGGGCGUUGCGGUCAACUAAACCCAAAGUCCGCGAGAACGGCUACUGUCCAUCGCCGUCUGCAGCAGCAAACUUGGACUACGUCAUGGUCAAUCCUUACGGCAACAUCAAACCUAGGCGGCCAAUCUGCAACAACGACACGUUGACAACGCCCGUCCAUGCCAGGCCAUCGCUAGAGGCAAUCCGAAAAGCCCACGAAGAAGCGAGCAAGGCAUUUAAUAAAUUUAUGACAGAUUAA
This is a messenger RNA of Macrosiphum euphorbiae (potato aphid), 1200 nucleotides long. The record is from the annotation of a GenBank genome assembly. NCBI's taxonomy places the organism in Eukaryota, Metazoa, Arthropoda, Insecta, Hemiptera, Aphididae.